Messenger RNA from [Torrubiella] hemipterigena, 931 nucleotides. The record is from the annotation of a GenBank genome assembly. Lineage: Eukaryota; Fungi; Ascomycota; Sordariomycetes; Hypocreales; Clavicipitaceae.
CCUGAAUCCCGUGAACAUGACUCACAGAUUGCAUCUUACACUUAUAAUACCACGAGCUCCGCCCCCAAUUCCCUUCAAUAACUUCCGCCUCUUUAAUUCAAAUCCCAAGAUGGAACACAAUCAGCAACCAGUCGCGCCCGAUACAAUGUACGGGCUCGAAGUUACGCCAGUAUCAAAAGUGUCGAUCAAAACAAAAAAGGCAAAGCCUUUUCUUCCUCUCAGCGACAGGAGGCCUAUUUUGUCGGAGAGAAUCUUGCUUCGCCCAUUCCAGGCCAGCGACUUAGACGCUUACCACCGCCUACGAUGCCAACCUGACGUUAUGAAAUGGACUGGUCAGGGCCGCCCGGAUGCAAACAUUGACGAGACGAAGAAGAGUAUGAGCCUUCUCACCCCCCCCGAAGGAGAUGCCGGUGACAUAUACGCAAUUACACUCCGCGAGACUGGCGAGUUUCUCGGCUCGGUAGGUAUCCGAUACCUGGACGGAGCCCUAGGAUGGCCGGAGCUUGGCUACAUGAUCCUUAAGGAGCAUUGGGGCAAAGGAUACGCUACGGAAUUUCUACGUGCGUAUCUCGAGCACUGGUGGGCUCUACCACGAGAGGAAACGGAAACCGAAUUGAAGGUCGAUACCAGGACACUCUCGGGCGAGGCGCCUGGGUCACUCGUCAAUGAAAGGUUGACAGCAAUUACUGGUGGAGAAAAUGACGCCAGCAAGAAGGUUCUCAACAAGUUGGGUUUUACGUUAGUAGCCGCUUAUAGGGAAGAGGAGGAAGAGGCCCAUUUAGGUCAAGUUGGGACCGGUUUCGUUCUGGCGAAGCCGUGACCGGGGGUGGUGACUGCCACUCCGCAACUGCCGUAGUGGAUAGGUCGGCGCGGAUGUCGCACUUCUAGGGACCCCGAGCCGAAGCCGAGUCGCGAGCAACCGCGUCCAGGA